Messenger RNA from Carassius auratus (goldfish), 2294 nucleotides. Its product is annotated as very-long-chain 3-oxoacyl-CoA reductase-B. Gene Ontology annotation, molecular function: oxidoreductase activity. Bases 420 to 1358 code for a protein of 312 amino acids. The record is from RefSeq and is a predicted model, not a curated record. Lineage: Eukaryota; Metazoa; Chordata; Actinopteri; Cypriniformes; Cyprinidae. Gene Ontology annotation, cellular component: endoplasmic reticulum. The transcript is spliced from 11 exons.
GCCUAUAUUUUUUAUUUUAUAUGUCAUGUUGGAAAAAUAAAUACAUAGAUUUAUCGAAGGGAUGUAUUUUGUCUGUAAUCGUAGAGCUCCGACCAAGCUUUAAGUUAAGUAAAUAGUUAACAACUAUUUGAGACGUCCAUAUAUUCCUGCAUCUCAGUGUUUUAUCCAGUUUUAAUCUUCAGCCUUCCGUUAAUAGACAUGAGAUAGUGGGCGGUGACGAGCUAUAACGAACAGAACUUACAUCCAAUCAGAAUGCAGUCUGCAGAAAAUGUAACAAAACGUAUUUAAUGCGGAAGCGGAUGUUCUUGCACACCAACGAGCCGAUAGCGUGCAGCAUCACAUCUAUCGAUAUUAGUAGCAAACAUUGAAUACAGUUGUGAUCUUGCGUGUGUGAGACACCGAGGCCCAUUGAGUGUGUUAUGAUGGAGCAGCUGACAGAUGCACUGUACUGGAUCGGUGCUGUCACUGUGGCCUGGCUGUCGCUGAGCACGCUGUGCUGUCUGCUCAACGGGAUUCGCGUGUGGAUUGUGGGCAAUGGGAAUUUGAUGAGGGCGUCCCAACUCGGGAAAUGGGCAGUUGUGACUGGGGCUACCGAUGGAAUUGGAAAAGCCUAUGCGGAGGAGCUUGCUCGACGAGGCUUUGCAAUCGUUCUCAUCAGCCGUACUCAAGAGAAGCUGGAUGAAGUGGCCAAAGCUAUUGAGAACAAGUAUAAAGUAGAGACCAAAACCAUUUCUGCUGACUUUGGAUCUGUGGACAUCUACCCGAAGAUUGAGUCUGGACUGGCCGGACUGGAAAUAGGAGUAUUAGUUAACAAUGUUGGAGUAUCUUAUUCCUACCCAGAGUUCUUCCUCAACAUUCCUAAUAUUGACAGUUUCAUCAACAACAUGAUCAACAUCAACAUUACAUCAGUUUGUCAGAUGACUCGAUUGGUACUGCCCAGGAUGGUAGAUAGGUCUAAAGGAGUGAUCUUGAAUGUUGCUUCAGCGAGUGGCAUGUACCCAUUUCCUCUCCUCACCCUCUAUUCUUCCUCGAAGGCCUUUGUGGACUUCUUCUCCCGUGGUCUUGCUGCUGAAUACAAAAGCAAAGGGAUUAUUAUACAGAGUGUGCUGCCGUUUUAUGUGACGACCAAACUGAGCAAAAUCAGGAGGCCCACUCUUGACAUCCCCUCUCCGGAACGCUAUGUUAAAGCCCAGCUGUGCACUGUAGGGCUGCAGACUCAGUCGAAUGGUUACUUCCCUCAUGCCAUCCUGGGUUGGGUGACAACUGCUCUGCUUCCUGCAAAACUUCUCAACAAAUAUGUGUUGAGCAUGGGGUUGUCCCAGCGUGCACGCUAUCUGAAGAAACAGAAGCAAGGUUAGAAACGGAAAAGGAACAGACAGAGGGAUGGUGUGAUUUAAAGGAAAGGAGGGACCAACCAACCAACCAACCAAAUAAAAUAAAAUCCCCAAUCUCUCUUCCCUUUUGCUAUCAGGGGGCAAGAGCUCUCACUGCUCCUGAGAUGGUUCAAAAUGUAUUUUCCAGACAUUAGCAUGCUGUAUUGAGUCGUAGCUAACUAAAACAUUAUUUGCUUCAAAAGCCUUUGCUGGCAAACAGUUCUUAUUAGUUUGGUAAGACAAUUAUAAAAUAGCUGAACAGUCACUAAAUGAAAGUAAACGUUUAAAGAGAGUAAAUUAGUAGUUCUCUGGUAAUAGUCAUCUGAUGAACAUAAAUAAUAAGAAAAAUGUUCUCAACCUGAAUGAAAUGUCUAUUUGUGCAACAACAUUUCCGUUAACAUAAUUGAUAUGACUGAAAUUAGGCAGGUUGUCGUCAAUCAUUUAAAAAUCGCAUCUGUAACAUCUACAAAAUGGUGCACUUAUAAUCUUGGUCCGUAUUUGCUUUUUUUUUUUUUUUUUUGACUCGGCAGUUGUUUACAAACUAAAUGCACUAUGUGAACUAUCUGUGCCCAUCACAGAUGGUACUGUCAUUUCUAUCUUUAGAGCAUCUUUUGGAGAUGUGAUAAAUAUUGCACUAACUUCUUUGUGGAAAGUUUGUAUACGUCCUGUGUGGUUUACCUUUUAAUGCCGGUACUGCUGGUGACAGAAAGCAAAUUUCAAAGCUAAGAUUGUUAUUCUGUUAUUAUCCGGUCAGUGAUAAUGCAGUAUUUUGUCCAAAACAGAAUUCCUGAAUUCAUUAUAAAUGAAACUGUUCUUGGAAGUCAUAAACAACUUUUACAAGACUAAAGUCUAAGCCCUGAACUCAAGUAUACCUGCUUGUGAAUUGAUCUUGCAUUUCAAAUAAAAACAUUUCUAAAAAUG